GGGUGCAAAUGUAAUUUUCUUAAUUAAAUUGCGUCGACGGGCUUCUCCAUCCAAGCAAGUUUGAAGGUGAGAAAUCAAAUAUCCCCAAUAUCUCAAUUUUACCAUAAAAGCUUCGCGAUACAAAUCUACGAAGAAGUAAACGAUUUCUUCCAUCUUAAACAAUCCAGUGCACACAUAUAGUUGUAAUCGGAAGAUCGGGAGGCGAACUCAAGAUGUCGAUGCUUGAUUCUUUCUUCAGCAAGGGGGCGUUCAAGGGUUCAAAAUGUAAAACACUUCUGAAACUGACGAUCCCACGCAUAAAACUGCUGAGGAAUCGUAGAGAGAUUCAUAUAAAGCAGAUGCGUCGUGACAUUGCCAAACUUCUUGAGACUGGUCAAGAAGCCACUGCUCGAAUCAGAGUGGAGCAUAUUAUAAGGGAAGAAAAAAUGAUGGCAGCUCAAGAAAUCAUCGAGUUAUUUUGUGAGCUUGUGGUUGUUCGUCUUCCAAUUAUUGAAACUCAAAAGGAAUGUCCUCUUGAUCUGAAAGAGGCGAUUUCAAGUCUCUGUUUUGCUGCUCCAAGAUGUGCAGAUCUUCCUGAGCUGAUCCAAGUUCAGAUGGCUUUUGCUGGUAAAUAUGGCAAAGAAUUUGUUAUUGCUGCCACUGAACUCCUGCCAGAGUGUGGUGUCAACCGCCAGUUGAUCGAACACCUAUCUGUUCGUGCUCCACCUCCGGAUGUAAAGCUCAAUCUGUUGAAGGAAAUUGCCGAGGAGCAUGAGGUUGAUUGGGAUCCUACUGCUUCUGAAACUGAAUUGCUCAAGCCACAUGAAGAUUUGCUGAAUGGCCCCUCACAACUUGCCACUACAAAAUUGCCUCUUCCGGAAGAAAAACAUGAAGAACCACAAGAACAAACCCAUAAUGAAGAGUCAGACUCUGAUCAGGAAUUUGACAUUUUAGAUUUUCCUGAGGUCCCCAAUUCCUCCAUACAACCUUCUUCUGCUCUGGAAUUCGAUUCCAGACCCGAAAUGCUUCCGUUUCCAGAGUCCGCAUUAUCCGAUCUCAACAACAACGAAUCAGAAACACCGCCGGAAUCCCAACAUAAGCAGUUUCUUCCGUUCAUAUCUCCGCCAUCAGCCACCACCACAGCGAAAGAAAUCAGCCCGUCUCCCGUCACCAAAACCACCAUGAAUGAUGAGUUUCAGACCACUGUACCAAAAGAAACCCGCUCACUUCCAACCACCAAACCCGGUGUCCAUGACGAUUUACAGGACGUAUUGGCCGCUGCUAUGGCGGCUGCCGAAAGCGCCGAACGGGCGGCAGCUGCCGCUCGUGCCGCUGCAAGCCUUGCCCAUCUCCGAAUCAGUGAACUCAUGAAGAAACAGAACGAACUCGAGUCCCCUGAGAAUCCGUUUUCCGGCGACAACCAUCAGCCUCACACACCGGAGGAGAACCGAAAUCUCAGCCAUCAAGACUCGAUUAAAGAUGAAAAUGAAAAUGGAGUUUAUGGUUCUUUGAGUUCUCAAGAAUCCUUGAGUUCUUCUCAUCAUCAGCCACAGAGGUUGACAUCAAUGGAGGAUGGGUUUAUGUCGUAUCCAAAUUUGUUUAAUUCACGGAGCCCUGGUGAACAAUCUUUUGCUGAUAGUUCACGUUCUGGUGAUGAACGUUGAGAGAUGAUGUUGUCUUUUCUUGUUCUAUCUCAAUGUUCUUAUACAUGCUUCUGUUUUUGGGUUUAUUAUUAUUAUUAUUUUUUUUUUGUGUAAAGUGACAUAGUGUUAUGUUUUGGUUGGAUGCCAUCAUCGCAUUAAGAUAGUCCAGUUGAUAUUUUGUGGUAUGAGAUUUAUAAUGAUGAGAAGGAUUGAUGAAUUAAUCCUUGAUAUUCUACA
Lactuca sativa (garden lettuce) is the source of this 1859-nucleotide messenger RNA. RefSeq names its product Regulator of Vps4 activity in the MVB pathway protein. NCBI's taxonomy places the organism in Eukaryota, Viridiplantae, Streptophyta, Magnoliopsida, Asterales, Asteraceae. Gene Ontology annotation, biological process: protein transport. The record is from RefSeq and is a predicted model, not a curated record.